Boleophthalmus pectinirostris (great blue-spotted mudskipper) is the source of this 1922-nucleotide messenger RNA. RefSeq names its product RAB4B, member RAS oncogene family (gene rab4b). The coding region runs from base 149 to 790 and encodes 213 amino acids. NCBI's taxonomy places the organism in Eukaryota, Metazoa, Chordata, Actinopteri, Gobiiformes, Gobiidae. The transcript has 8 exons. The record is from RefSeq and is a predicted model, not a curated record. Gene Ontology annotation, biological process: regulation of endocytosis; Rab protein signal transduction. Gene Ontology annotation, cellular component: endosome. Gene Ontology annotation, molecular function: GTP binding; GTPase activity.
CAGACGUACGCUCUGCGUGCACCGUGUCUGUGGAGCAACGAAGCAUCUCGCACCUCAGAUAAACACACUAAACAGGUGUGUGUUGGGCUAGCACAGCCAUUUCAGGAGGCCACAGAAGGCACGUCUCUCCCUUUCAACAAGUUUCAACAUGUCUGAAACAUACGACUUCCUGUUCAAGUUCCUGGUUAUUGGCAGUGCUGGAGCAGGGAAGUCCUGCCUUCUCCACCAGUUCAUCGAGAAUAAAUUUAAGCAAGACUCCAACCAUACCAUUGGAGUAGAGUUUGGUUCCAGGGUAGUGAAUGUUGGAGGGAAGACUGUAAAACUACAAAUAUGGGACACUGCAGGGCAAGAGCGCUUCCGGUCUGUGACACGUAGCUACUACAGAGGAGCAGCUGGUGCUCUGCUUGUCUAUGACAUUACCAGCCGUGAGACGUAUAAUGCUCUCACCAACUGGCUGACAGAUGCACGGACCCUGGCAAGCCCUAACAUCGUCAUUAUCUUAUGUGGCAACAAGAAAGACCUGGAUGCAGACAGAGAAGUGACCUUCCUUGAGGCUUCUCGCUUUGCUCAGGAAAAUGAGCUGAUGUUCUUGGAGACGAGUGCUUUGACUGGAGAAAAUGUGGAGGAGGGAUUUUUAAAAUGCGCCCGCACCAUUCUCAACAAGAUAGAUUCAGGUGAAUUAGACCCAGAAAGGAUGGGAUCCGGUAUUCAGUAUGGAGACGCUUCACUGAGGCAACUACGACAGCCGAGAAACACCGCCACCCACAAUAAACAACAGUGUAGUUGCUAGGGAAGGGAGGCAGACCUCAACUCAGCCCCAGGCCCACGCACACAGGACGCCCCCUACAGUGUCUCACAUUGCAGCUCGAGGUGAUUUAGGCCUGGGUUUGAGGGCCUUCUACUCCAACUGGGAUCAUAUGGACUGAUCAGUGCAGCCCGGACACCCUCCACUUAGAUGUUCCAGGGUGUCAUGGCUGUGUGGAGAGCGCCCCGACAUUUUAAAAUAUAUGCUUAUUUCUGCUUUGCACAUGUUUUCUAUUAAGUUAUUAACAGUUAAGCAAUUCAUUUGGAUUUCUUUAACUUUUUUUCACCUUUUUAAAAUCUGAGCUGUAAACUACCUGUGUCCUAAUAUGAUGUACACAUCUGCACGUUGAGAAAAAUUCUGAGUGAGUAAAACAUAAUAAUUUCUCAAGAUUGGUCUUAAUAGCUGCAAUAGUUUUUGACAUUUGUUGCUAGUACAUUUGUGCAGUUCAUACAAAGUUUCUAUGUGGAUUAACUAAAUGAAAAACUGCAACUGGAGAGACAUGCCAUUAAUCAAAAGGACAAUUCACUAACAACACUCGUUCCACACAUUAUUAAAACAAUCAUGGGAAAAAAAAAAGUGUUGAUAAAUGAUUAACCCAGCGAUCCUUGGAAAGUGUAUGAGUGAAUAUAAGCACAAAAAUGUAAUUGUUUUCCUGCUGCGAACUACCAAUGUUUUUGAAAAUGUUUGCACUUUUGUAACCAACUUUUACCCAGAGACCUCCUAAAUCUCAGUGCUAUAUGCAAACGUGGUAUACAUAACAGGAAACCAAAUUGGGUUAACCCCAGUGCCAUUUUGAGAAGUUUUCCUUCUGCCCCGCUUCUUUAUCAAGGCUUGGAUUGUUUUAUAACAGUGAGUCUUGUGAAACUUUUCAACCAAACACUGAGGGCUCGUGGCACUUGAGUCCAAUGCACUGCUAUUGUCUAAGCCACUGAAGGCAGGAUUUACUGACUUAAAAUCCAAAUGAGAUGCGAUUCCACACAAUAUUGCUGGUAUUCUGGCGCUCUUUGGCAAGUGCACUUUUAUUAUUUUUUAUUGUGUUAAUUUUUUACACUGUAAGUUUAGGAUUGUAAAUUGUUAUUUUACUUGAACUAUAAUAUUAAUAAAGAGUAUAAGUGUA